Arxiozyma heterogenica is the source of this 3564-nucleotide messenger RNA. RefSeq names its product chitin synthase I (gene CHS1). Gene Ontology annotation, molecular function: chitin synthase activity. Lineage: Eukaryota; Fungi; Ascomycota; Saccharomycetes; Saccharomycetales; Saccharomycetaceae. The transcript has a single exon. The coding region runs from base 1 to 3564 and encodes 1187 amino acids. Gene Ontology annotation, cellular component: cell septum; cell periphery. The record is from RefSeq and is a predicted model, not a curated record.
AUGAGUAACAACAGAUAUAUGUCAAAUCAAUAUAAUAAUGGUCAAAAUUAUUAUUCCAAUGAAAUCACGGAGAAUACUAUGUUUCAUUACUAUCCCUAUAAUAAUGUAAAUAAUAAUAAUGAUAAUGAUAAUUAUUGGUCAAAUCAAUCUAACGUCAAUCAGUUACCAGAAAAUGGUUAUCAAGAUGAAGAUACACGUAGUUCAAAACUUACAGACGAAGUGCUUGACCAUUAUUCCCAUGAACCUAUGAGCAUAAAAAGAAACAAAACAGUUGAUUCCAGUAUAUUGAGGCCGAAUAAUCUUUUGCAAGGAAAUGUUUCUGUAAGAGCUGAACAAGACAUACUGUUACAACCUAAUGAUAAUUCUGAAUCUGUUGCAUAUGAUAAUUUUAUUCGUGACAGUUCGCAUAAUAUGACAAGACCUAAGCCUCCAUCUCAAACAAAAAUUCUAACACCACCUGUUGCAUACAACGAUGUUUUUGUUCAGAAUCACUCUCACAGUCAACAACAGAACAAUGCAGACAAUAUGUUUCAAAUACCUCAGAUUAAUGUGAUUCAAACACCUUCCGAUUUUACUUAUCCAGAGAACAGUCAAUUUAACAAUUCGAAUGUUUAUAGUAAUUUGUCAUAUUCACAAUCUGGUAAUUUCAAUAUCAAUGCAGGUCCUCAACAAUACUCUAGCCAACAUCCAUAUUUUAAUGAAGAGGACUAUUAUCAUUCUCAAAACUAUAUCACUAAUAAUACGGGUAGUAAUAAUUAUAUAGAUAACAGAUUUGAUAGCAAAAAUAGUUUAUCUCAAAAUAGUUUUAAUGAAGCUCCAAGUGUAAUAUCGAUUGAUGAAGAUACUAAACCAAUUCUACAACAACAGAUACAGGAAAAUAAUAACAAUCUAUAUUAUAAUAAUUAUUCUAACGAUCUUGAAGAUUUAGAAAGUGUGGAAGGUUAUGUUGAUCAAUCUGGUGAUGAUUAUCAAAUUAGAUCAUACUUAGAUAAUGACGGUGAAAUGGUGAAUCCCUAUACAAACACUGUACCUGUGAUUUAUGAUGAGGAUGAAAACUUUGAAGAUGUUAAUAAAUUAAGAGAAGAUGAUAAUAUAGGUCAUAUGGAUUUAGGUGAUUCUAGUAACUUUGGUUAUAAUGACACAAAUACAAUCGACAAAUUGGGGAUAGUUAAAACUAGAUCUAUCAAUUCUAGUACUAAUUCAUCAUCGAAUUCAAAGGGUAUUUUACUGACAGAUCUCAGUGAAGAUAAUGUGAUAUCAGCAGAAGGAAAUAACGCUACGGUAAAAAGAUCAAAUACUGAAAUAAGAAAAUUUAAACUUUGGAAUGGUAAUUUUGUUUUUGAUUCUCCAAUCAGUAGUACUCUUUUGGAUAAAUACCAUGUUGUAGUAGAAAAACCAGAAUUAUUGUCAAAUGAGUUCAAAUUUAUGAGAUAUCAGGCAAUUACAUGUGAACCAAAUGAAUUACCGCUAAAAAAUUUUACUGUUAGACAGUUGCAAUACUUGAGGCCGAGACAGACUGAGUUGAUGAUUGUGAUUACAAUGUACAACGAAAAUCAUAUUUUACUGGGAAGAACACUUAAAGGUGUCAUGGAUAACAUUAAAUAUAUGGUAAAAAAGACGCAUUCUAGUAUAUGGGGUCCAGAUGCUUGGAAGAAGAUCGUCGUCUGCAUUAUAUCUGACGGUAGAUCUAAGAUUAAUGAGAGGUCUCUUGCUCUUCUGAGUUCAUUGGGUUGUUAUCAAGAUGGGUUUGCAAAAGAUGAAAUUAAUGACAAAAAAGUUGCCAUGCAUAUGUAUGAGCAUACAACAAUGAUGAACAUUGGUAAUGUUACAGAAUAUGGUAUUGAUUUAGUUUGUAAUCAAACCACAGUUCCAGUCCAGUUAUUAUUUGGGUUGAAAGAACAAAAUCAAAAGAAGAUAAAUUCACAUCGUUGGGCUUUUGAAGGAUUUGCAGAGUUGUUGCAACCAAAUGUGGUCGUACUCUUAGAUGCUGGUACUAUGCCAGGAAAAGACUCAAUUUAUGAAUUAUGGAAAGAAUUUAAGAAUCCAAGCGUAGGAGGUGCAUGUGGUGAAAUCAAAACUGAUCUAGGAAAGAGCUUUGCUAAAUUAUUAAAUCCACUUGUUGCAGCUCAAAAUUUUGAAUAUAAGAUGUCUAAUAUUUUGGAUAAAACAACAGAAUCAAAUUUUGGUUUCAUUACUGUCUUGCCUGGAGCAUUUUCAGCUUAUAGGUUAGCAGCUGUUCGCGGUACUCCAUUAGAGAAAUAUUUUUAUGGUGAAGGUCUAGAAGAUAAAGGAUUCAAUUUUUUUUCUUCCAAUAUGUAUCUAGCAGAAGAUAGAAUACUUUGUUUUGAAAUUGUCACUAAGAAGCAUAGUAAUUGGAUUCUACAGUAUUCUAGGAGUUCGUAUGCAUCUACAGAUGUCCCUGAAAGAGUUCCAGAAUUUAUUUUACAAAGAAGAAGGUGGUUAAAUGGUUCAUUCUUUGCUGCCGUGUAUUCAUUUUGUCAUAUUCAUAGGAUAUGGACUAGUGGUCACAAUGUAAUUAGGAAAAUAUGGUUUACAAUUGAAUUUUUAUAUUUGUUUUUCAAUACACUAAUAUCCUGGUUUUCGUUAAGUUCUUUCUUCCUUGUUUUCAGAAUUUUAUCAUUAUCUAUUGCUACAACAUACCGUACAGUGUUUGGAAUACUGUCAGUAAUAUUUUUGUGGUUAUAUGGUGUUUCUAUUUUUUCCACUUUUGUUUUGUCGUUAGGCAAUAAACCAAAGAGUACCGAGAGAUAUUACGUAAUGAAUUUUCUUUUCUUUGCGGUGUUAAUGGCCUAUAUGGUGUUUUGUUCUUUGUAUAUGAGUGUUAAAUCUUUUGAAGAUAUUUUACAAGAUACAAAAAUUACUUUCAUUGGAUUAAUUACAAAAACAGCUUUUAGAGACUUAGUUAUAUCCAUGGGUUCCACAUAUGCAUUAUACUUGGUAUCUUCAAUAAUUUAUUUACAACCAUGGCACAUGUUAACAAGUUUUAUCCAAUAUAUUCUUUUGAGUCCAGCUUAUAUUAAUAUUUUGAAUAUAUAUGCCUUUUGCAAUGUCCAUGACUUAUCUUGGGGUACUAAGGGAGCUGUAGCAAAACCACUAGGUAAAAUCAAUUCUAAAGAAGACGGGACUUUUAAGAUGGAAAUAUUGGUUUCUCAGGAGGAGAUUACAGCAAACUACAACAAGUUUAAGGCCAUAUUAGAUGCUCCUGCUGAAGAAAAGGUUGACGAUGGUCUUUCUUAUGAAGAGAAAAAAACAGGUUAUUACGCUAAUGUCAGAUCAUUGGUUAUUAUAUUUUGGGUUAUGACAAACUUUGGUAUUGUUGCAGCUGUGUUGGAAACUGGUGGGAUUAGUGAUUAUAUGACUUUGAAACGGCAACAACAACAAGCAACAGAGAAUGUAACCGCUCAUCCAAUUAUUUCAGAACGUACGUCUAUAUAUUUUAGUGUUAUUCUUUGGUUGGUUGCAUUCUCAGCAUUGGUAAGGUUCAUAGGUUGUACCUUCUACAUGGUAACAAGACUAUUUAAGAGGUUAUUUAGAAGACAUUAA